AUGCCCAAGCCGAUACGCGAGAAGGAGGCAAUACUGUGCUCAGUCUCCUCGCUGCACCAGCCUCAAACUGCUGGAGCCCACGACAACGUUCAGUUCACUAGUGGAAAGCUUGCUGUAGCGGGUGACCCAAACUCUUUUUCCACGGAAUAA
This is a messenger RNA of Plasmopara halstedii, 150 nucleotides long. RefSeq lists its product as uncharacterized. NCBI's taxonomy places the organism in Eukaryota, Oomycota, Peronosporomycetes, Peronosporales, Peronosporaceae. The transcript has 2 exons. Bases 1 to 150 code for a protein of 49 amino acids. The record is from RefSeq and is a predicted model, not a curated record.